Molecule: messenger RNA, 1560 nt
Organism: Klebsormidium nitens
Lineage: Eukaryota; Viridiplantae; Streptophyta; Klebsormidiophyceae; Klebsormidiales; Klebsormidiaceae
Source: the annotation of a GenBank genome assembly
GCCUGAGCUAGGAUAGGAUAGGCUGCGGCUGCACUGGCAGCCAGAAGUGCUACAGAAGUGGGCAGCACCCAGCUGCGAAAUUUCAAGGAGAUUGCAAGGCGCAGGCAAUCUGUAGAAUUUCCACUCCUGUUCUUGUGCUAAUCACAUCUGGUGAUUUCUAGCUGCACGCGCAGGCUACUUUGAGGCGAGGCCUUGCAAAGGGUUUCAUUUUAGAAUUACAGGCACGAGCUUCGCAAUGGGCACGCACUUUGCACCGAUUGAUAUCGCUUAUGUGAUGCGCUAGCUGGACGCUAGCAGAGAGCUGCAAUCUGUUUUCGAAGCUGGUGGAAGUCACAACGUGUAGGCAGCUCUUCUCAUUAUACUUGCAGAGUGCAGUGCCCCCGGAUCUUUGUAUGCACACAUCCUCUGCUCAGGACAUUUUUGCACAGCAUUUCAGAGGAAGCAUCAUAUCAAACCUAGUGCAUCGAUGGGUUCCUCGCUCAUUUCGUCGCAUGGUAUCCUCGACCUUACACUUGUACCUUUCAGUAUGAUCCUCUUUGCACUAUACCAUCUCUGGUUGUACUACCGGAUAAAGAAAGACCCUCUGAAGACAGUGAUUGGGGUCAAUCAUCUGGCAAAGCGAGCGUGGGUGCGGGCCAUCUUGGCUGAUCAAGACAAGAAGAACAUCCUGGCAGUCCAGACCCUACGGAACUCGGUCAUGGCCUCCUCCUUGUUUGCCACCACCGCCAUCGUGCUGAGCUCAGCAAUCGCCACAAUCGUGACCACAAAAGACAUCAGCGCAUUCGCGCCCGUCGUCCUGGGGUCCAAGAACUUCAACGUGCUGUGGGCCAAGUUCGUGCUCAUCUUCAUCGCGUUCGUGGGGGCUUUCAUGUGCCACAUCCAGAGCAUACGCUAUCUCAACCAUGUCGGCUUCUUGAUCAACAUCCCUAUGGACGCAGAGACUGGCGACAUCACUCCAGAGUACGUAGUGGCGGGAUUGGUGCUGGGGGCUAAUUGGUACACCUUCGGGACUCGGGGCUUUUACUUGGCCUUCACGCUCAUGCUGUGGCUCUUUGGGUCGAUUCCCAUGUUCGUCGGGAUCAUGCUGCUAGUGCCUUUUCUGUAUUACCAGGAUACGAGUGUGGGGAAGUAUGAGAAGACGUGGAAGGAGAAAGAGAGCAAGAAGGGUGGGUCGCUCGUGGAACAGAUCCAGAGGAGGGCUUGGCGGAAAGAGUCUCGGACUGGGUCGGUGGAGAAGGUUGAACCCAUUCCCGAUAUUGAUUAGACCUUGAUUCAAAGCGAGCACGCUCAUCAUAGACACAAGGGAUUGACAUAAACUAAAGUUAAGGUUCAUUAGAACCGAGUCAGGAAUGGCUCAUGGACUUUUGAAUUAGGAAAUGUUCAUUGGUCCGAAGGACAGCCUGCUGAUAAGAUACUGAAGAAUCGUUUAUAGCCAGCUCUAGAUGAUACCUUUUGUGCAUCGCGUAUAUCGGCCGAGUCGAUAAACUUUUGAGCGUCCUGCCGCUGGAGCAGAUUAUCCAAAUUUAACAAGCAAUGACCAGCAACGCGGCCGCAUUGCAC